This is a messenger RNA of Loa loa (African eye worm), 540 nucleotides long. RefSeq lists its product as hypothetical. The record is from RefSeq and is a predicted model, not a curated record. The annotation marks the transcript as partial. The transcript has a single exon. NCBI's taxonomy places the organism in Eukaryota, Metazoa, Nematoda, Chromadorea, Rhabditida, Onchocercidae.
GCAUUUCUUUUUCCUUCUUUUUUAUCAUAAAUUUUAAGAUUAUUAUUAUCAAUUUCAAUCAAAUAAAAUCUUUAAUACUCAUUUUAAAGCUUUAUAUGGCCAUUUUUCUCUUCAUAAAAAGCCAGAAGAAGGCUAUAAAUGCUCACAUACAGUAUACACAUGAUUACUUACCUGAAAAUGAUACACACACACACACAUACACAUGCACACAUAUACAUACCCGCGCACACACACACACACACACAUAUAUAUAUACAUAUUCGCACAUACACAUACGCAAGAUAGACACAGACAUACACAUAUAUACACACACACGGACAAACACGCAUAUAUCACAUAUAUAUGCACAUGCACACACAUAAACACAUACAAACAUUCUGACAUGCAUGUAUAUAAUACAUAUGGAUAUGCAUGCAUAUACACAUAUAUAUGCACACACACACACACACACACACACAUACGUACAGACGUACACAUACACAUAGAAAAGCUUAUCUAGUAAGCAAUAUAUAAUUUAUUAGAUUUUAAAAGGCCUUACAA